UGUUUCAUUUUCAUCUUUGUACCAGGCAGUGCAAUGUCCACAACAGAGCAACAAUCAACAGAGGCCUCUCCGUCUUCUAAUUCAAAUUCAUCCAGUUACUACGAAGCCCUAGAAACAGAAGCAGCUAAUAAAUAUGAACCAGUUUCUCCCCACUGGUUUUACUGCAGGAUAGUAGAUUCCAGAGAGAAAUGGAUUCCCUUCAGUGGACAAGAUUCCGAGAAGUUGGAAAAGGCUUAUCAGUCCAGCAGGCACUGCAAGGAGCUGGUUGUGCCAACAGAAGGGGGCCGGUAUGAUGUCCAUUUAAAGAAGAGGGUGCGCUAUGCUGUUUACUGGGAAGAAGCCGAGUCUGAAGUAAGACGCUGCACUUGGUUUUAUAAGGGCGACAAAGACAACAGAUACAUUCCAUAUCCUGAAAGCUUCAGUGAACAGUUAGAGGACACCUAUAUGAUCUGUGUGACCUUAGAUGAGUGGAAAAAGAAAUUGGAAUCUCCAAAUAGAGAAGUAAUCAUAUUACAUAACCCAAAGUUAAUGGUACAUUACCAGCCAGCAACUAUCACUGACGAUUGGGGUGUGAGUCCUACAGAACAAGGCCGGCCAAGGACUGUGAAGAGAGGAGUGGAGAACAUAUCUGUUGAAAUUCCUCGUGGGGAACCUUUGCAAAUCGAUCAUUUAGUUUUCGUUGUUCAUGGAAUUGGACCAGCUUGUGAUAUUCGAUUCCGGAGUAUCGUUCAAUGUGUCAAUGACUUCCGCAAUGUUUCCUUGAACAUGCUGUCAGCACAUUUCAAGAAAGCUCAGGAACAGCAACAGAUUGGCCGAGUUGAAUUUAUCCCGGUGAACUGGCACAGUACUUUACAUACAGGAGUAGAUGUAGAUUUGGAGAGAAUCACCUUGCCGAGCAUCAACCGCUUACGUCACUUCAUCAAUGAUACCAUCCUGGAUGUUUUUUUCUACAACAGCUCUACCUACUGUCAAACCAUUGUGGAUACAGUUGCAUCAGAAAUGAACCGGCUCUACCUGCUUUUUUUGGAGAGGAAUCCUGACUUCAAAGGGGGUGUCUCAAUAGCUGGCCAUAGCUUAGGGUCACUUAUACUAUUUGAUCUUCUUACAAAUCAGAAAUGUACACCUGAUGAGCAAGAAAACAAUGAGGGAUUGCAAAGACUGGCGAUGGAUCAGGAAGUCAACAAAUCUGUGAAGGAUAUCUUAGCAGAACUUGAGCUUUCUGAAUAUUAUGCUGUUUUUGAGAAGGAAAAAAUGGACAAUCAAACAUUGAACUGUGUUUCUGAGUGUGGGAUUCUUACUGUGCAGGCCUUGUGCACGGACAAGGAGCUUAAAGAUAUGGGGAUUCCCUUGGGACCCAGAAUCAAGAUCCUGCACUAUUUAAGGAACAGAAGCAACUGCCAGGCUUUGAAAGAGACCUCUGGCGCUUCUGAGGAAGGUGGAGAUACCAAACAGGAAACAUCUGCGAAGCCCAUAUGUGCAGAAACCAGUUGUAAACAUCUGGAUGUUGUGACAGGGCAGGUCUCUGCAAACUACCCUCAACUUAUCUACAAUCCACAGAUUUUCUUUGCUUUUGGCUCACCCAUUGGGAUGUUUCUCACUGUACGAGGCGUGAAUAGGAUUGAUCCAACCUACACCCUGCCUACCUGCAAAGGCUUCUUCAAUAUCUUUCAUCCCUUUGACCCAGUAGCAUACAGGAUUGAGCCCAUGAUUGUUCCUGAUGUGGAAUUUGAGCCCAUGCUACUUCCUCACCACAAGGGCCGGAAGAGGAUGCACUUAGAAUUGAAGGAAGGCCUCACUCGGAUGAGCAUGGACCUGAAAAAUAACUUGUUGGGCUCCUUGAGGACUGCUUGGCAGUCAUUCACCAGAACUUCAUUGCCAGCUGUGGAGGCAGGAGCCACUGGAGAUGUGGAGCAGGAAUCGGAAGCUGAAGCCAGUAUGGAGAAGCAGGAUGAGGAGAAACCAGAGGAACCAGCCUCAUCAGUGAGAGAGGAGCCGCCUCCAGUUAAUGUCGGCCUGCUGAAUGGAGGCCAUCGCAUUGACUACGUGCUUCAGGAGAAACCCAUUGAAAGCUUUAAUGAGUAUUUAUUUGCACUGCAAGGCCAUUUAUGCUACUGGGAGUCAGAGGACACAGUAUUAUUGCUGCUGAAAGAGAUUUAUCAAACAAAGGGUAUCAGCAUGGAUCAGCCCCUUUUGUAAAGUCAAACUGACCAGCUGCACAGCUCUGGAUACCAAAUAUGUUUUACUCAUGGUGGAUGCUCAUCAGGACUCCUGCGUCACCUUCCUCUUCUUUUGCUGAUGUACCCAGCAUGCUUCAUCCUCACAGCCUGGAACUCUGGAAGAUUCAGUAUCCUAGUCUUCUUUCACAGGGAUGGUAGUGAGCAUUGAGAUCCUGUCUGAUUCCUGGUAUAUUCAGGCUUUUGUUAAUUAACUGAUCUGCAUUUUCUGUCUACAGUCAGUGUGUCUUUAGGUCAGGUUGCAAUACCAGCUGUGUCAAGUCCAGAUUAUGCACUUGUCAAGACUUGGAAUUGGUGCUAGAACUUCACAUCUCCUCUCCAUUUGAAAAACCUCAAGAUGGGUGAAGGACAAAGUUGUGAAGGGUUUGGACUUUUGGAAGCUCUUCUUCUGAGGUCACAUUGAGUGUUCAGCAUUACAUGUUAGGUUGUUUGUGAGAGUUCAUUUUUGUUUUGUACAAAACUUAUUGCUGCUGCUGCUUCAACCAAGAGAGGGGCUGAAGACCAGAGCUAAAAGCUGGCCAAGCCAAGUCCACUGUUCUUUGAAAUAAGCAUGAUGAUGAUGAUGCCAGCAAUAGCUGUCUACUGUUCUACUUUUCUAAAGCAGGGAAGUAUUUGGUUACUUACCUGGGAAGGAACUGGCAAAGGUUUGAUUCCUGUCCCUGGUUACUAUCUACUAGUUGCUUAGUUUAGUUGUUCUUCAAGCAGCUUUAGAAGAAAUGUGAGUUCUGUUGUUAUCACUCCUGAGUUAAGAGGUGUUCCUGGUGUGGUGCAACUUAUAGCCAUGAAAAAUGGGGCAAGCUUAGCUGGGAAGCUCCCAGUUGAGCUUUUGCAGCUAUUUAAGAACAGAAUGCCCUCUUUCAAAAAGAGAAUGUGUAUUUCACGGAAUCAUUGGUAGUUUUCAAGAACACAGACUGUCAGGAGACCAUUUUAGUGGUUGAACCUCCUCUCACUUGAUGCUAAUUCCGAUUUGUUUGGGGAAAAGAUACCUGGAUCAAGAGGAACAGUAGAUUCCUAAUAUAAUGUAAACACUGUUGUAGAAGCUGUGUUUACGUUCUGACUUGGGAGGUACCAAACUUCAUACAAGCAGCAGCUUGAUAUGCUGUUGUUGCAAUGCAUGCAAUUGGGUCUCUGAAAGCAUCUGAAGAAUGAGGUCCCAUCCUAGACACCUCUGCCCACAUAGUAGUUGGACAGCAGACUCUCUCUUAAAGCACCAGAUGAGAGCAGCUCUAUACCAGCGUUUUUACUUCAGAGCUCAGGGUGGUUGGCUGGCCAUUUGGACGGUCGGUUCACCUUGCUGGUUUAGUGUGCCAGAGCGUCAAUUGAAUGCAUGGCUCAACAUAAUCUUGGCUGGCUAGUUUGGCUGAUGGAACACACCUGUGGUUUCAUGGUGUAUGUAAGUUGGGCCUUGCAACUGUUGCAUGACUUGUUUUGUCACACAGUGGUCAGCUGCUUUUCACGUAUCACAGAUGCUACAAAACAGUGCACCAUCUCCACAGCUUUCCUCCUCUUUUUGGGAGCAGCAAGCAGGACAUGUUUACAAGUGAGAUGUGAUCACACUACGUUCUCUCCACCUUGUGUGUUCCAAUUCUGUGCCAGAUUUCAACUUAGUUGUUUCUCCCCAUUAUGUUUGCACUGAUUGUCAUUGUAUAAUUGAAUUUUUCAGCCUCUCAUGCUACACUUGUGACUGAACAGAAUGCCGUUUGGCAUGACCAAAUUCUCGAUUGGAGUAUCAGUAGGAAAAGUCAAGCUUUGUUCAAAUUCCAAACAAUUGAAGUUAAUGCACUUUGUAAAAUAUUGCCUAUUUUAAAAAAAAAAAAGUUAUUUAACUUUUUUCCAGGA
Candoia aspera is the source of this 4073-nucleotide messenger RNA. RefSeq names its product DDHD domain containing 2 (gene DDHD2). The coding region runs from base 34 to 2196 and encodes 720 amino acids. Gene Ontology annotation, molecular function: metal ion binding; triacylglycerol lipase activity; protein binding. The transcript is spliced from 18 exons. The record is from RefSeq and is a predicted model, not a curated record. Lineage: Eukaryota; Metazoa; Chordata; Lepidosauria; Squamata; Candoiidae. Gene Ontology annotation, cellular component: COPII-coated ER to Golgi transport vesicle; cytoplasm.